Messenger RNA from Peronospora belbahrii, 915 nucleotides. The record is from the annotation of a GenBank genome assembly. NCBI's taxonomy places the organism in Eukaryota, Oomycota, Peronosporomycetes, Peronosporales, Peronosporaceae.
AUGCGCGUCGUUGCUCCACCUUCCUACAACUUUCGUUCGAGUGAAUCUGCUCUUCCACCACGUUUCGAGUCCUCGGUUACUUUAUCACCAAGUGUGACGAAUCGUCACAGUCUAGCAACAUUAGAGAAACCUUCCAUCGGUCUCACCGAUCCAGUUCCAUUACGUGAUAGCUAUACAAGCGACAUUACUGGCUUUGAUGUGCUUAAUUUCUGGAACAUGGAGACGGAUCACGAUACAUCUCCAAGUGAAGUCUGUACUUCACGAGACUAUACCGAUCCGUAUCACGGAGUGACAAUUGAAGUAAAUAAUCAUUCGAUUAAUAAUCAAGGAAUUGUCAUGUAUCACGUGGAUAUUAAAGGUCCAGACGGGAUUUUAUCCACUUACACAAUCCGUCGUCGUUUUCGAGCAUUCAAGAAUCUUCAUACUGAACUCAAUCGUCUCUUGAAUGCGUAUCAAAACAAUCAGACGCAAUUGGAAAAACAUCAAGCGUCAGGUCUGGAUCAGAAUGGACCAGAGACUCAUAUUCCAUUAAGUCCACAUAGUGCUGCAAUCUUGGCAAAAGGUCCACCAUUAUCCAAUACAAAUUACAAGAAAGUAUCAUUUCCAUCAUUACCAAGUGCCGGAAUGUGGACGUAUUUGAAACGUCAUGAUGUCCGACUUGUGGAACAGCGAAAAAGACGUUUUCAAGAGAUUUUGACACUUGCAAUUCGUCAUCCAGCAACAAAACAUAGCGUCGUCUUGGAUGAAUUCUUGAGUGUCGCUCCCAGUGAAAUCUCGCAACGAGGUUCGUCCUACGUAUCACUUCAGGAUUACAGUGUACCAGUCUUUGAUCGACAACGUGAAUCCAUUGAACGACGACAGCGAAAGAUGCGAGUACUGGAAGUUCGACGACUACGUGCAGGAUCCGACAGUUAA